Sphaerodactylus townsendi is the source of this 759-nucleotide messenger RNA. Its product is annotated as adenylate cyclase type 3-like. The record is from RefSeq and is a predicted model, not a curated record. The transcript has 6 exons. The coding region runs from base 52 to 759 and encodes 235 amino acids. Gene Ontology annotation, biological process: adenylate cyclase-activating G protein-coupled receptor signaling pathway; intracellular signal transduction; cAMP biosynthetic process. Gene Ontology annotation, molecular function: adenylate cyclase activity. Lineage: Eukaryota; Metazoa; Chordata; Lepidosauria; Squamata; Sphaerodactylidae.
AAGAUCUUGUCCAAUGUUUCCAUCUACCUAUGUACCAUCUGUGUGGGCAUCAUGUCAUACUACAUGGCAGAUCGGAAGCACCGCAAAGCCUUCCUGGAAGCCCGGCAGUCUUUGGAGGUCAAACUCAACCUGGAGGAGCAAAGCCAGCAGCAGGAAGGAUUGAUGCUUUCCAUUUUGCCCAAGCAUGUAGCUGAUGAAAUGCUGAAAGAUAUGAAGAAGGAUGCAAGCCAAAAAGAGAUGCAGCAGUUUAACACCAUGUACAUGUACCGCCACGAGAAUGUCAGUAUCCUCUUCGCCGACAUUGUUGGUUUCACACAGCUGUCGUCCUCAUGCAGCGCCCAAGAACUGGUUAAGCUUCUGAACGAGCUCUUUGCUCGCUUCGAUAAACUAGCAGCAAGGUUCCAUCAGCUCCGUAUCAAGAUUCUGGGAGACUGCUAUUACUGCAUCUGUGGGCUGCCGGACUAUCGCGAGGACCACGCCGUGUGCUCCAUCCUCAUGGGUCUUGCCAUGGUGGAGGCUAUUUCCUAUGUGCGAGAGAAGACCAAAACAGACGUGGACAUGCGUGUGGGCGUACACAGUGGCACCGUCCUGGGAGGAGUCUUGGGACAGAAGCGCUGGCAGUAUGACGUGUGGUCCACAGAUGUGACAGUGGCUAAUAAGAUGGAAGCUGGUGGCAUCCCAGGGAUUAUCAUGAGCAUGUCUGAAGUUGGCUUCCGACUGGUUUCACGGACAGAGUUGAGGGUUGCUACCUCUUUGUGA